GCUGUGUUGCGGCGUCCCAGUGGAGGAAAGGCGGCAAUCGGUCGGAAGCGUCGAGCGGCUCGCAGGGGGGAAGAUGGCCGGGUAGGCGGCCGAGGCGCCGGUGAGCGGAGCGGGGGCCCCGGUUCGGGCGGGCGGGUGGCCGCGGCGGCUCCCCGCUGAAAGAGCUUUUUUUGGAAAAUGACCUCUCCAUUCAAUGGUCCCACAGCAGUUUCUGAUGUAAUUAAAGAUCUAGACACUCAGAUAGCUCUGAUUGGUUUGGGCCCACACAAUCCCAAGAAGAAGCAAGAUCUGGACAAGCUCUAUGAUCUGAAGGCUAAAGCUCAGCAGAUUAUGAACCAGUUUGGGCCAUCUACCUUGAUCAAUUUAUCCAACUUCUCCUCAAUCAAGCCAGAACCAGCCAGCACCCCUCCACAUAGCUCCAUGGCAAACAAUACCACUGUGGCGAAGAUGCCAGGGACCCCUAGCAGUGGCGGGCGCCUCAGUCCUGAAAGCAACCAGAUCUUAACUAAGAAGAAACUACAGGAUCUUGUCAGAGAGGUGGAUCCAAAUGAACAACUGGAUGAAGAUGUGGAGGAGAUGCUGCUGCAGAUUGCUGACGACUUCAUUGAAAGCGUUGUGACAGCUGCCUGCCAGCUUGCACGGCAUCGCAAGUCCAACACUUUGGAAGUGAAAGAUGUCCAGUUGCAUCUUGAGCGGCAGUGGAAUAUGUGGAUCCCAGGUUUUGGUUCUGAAGAAAUCAGACCAUAUAAAAAAGCCUGCACUACAGAAGCUCACAAACAGAGGAUGGCGCUGAUCCGCAAAACAACGAAGAAAUAAUGCUUGGGAAUGGCAGGGAGAUUAAAAUGGCUCUUCUGGGCGAGAAAUCUGCCUCAAGCUGUGGAGUCCCCAUGACGUCAUCCGUGGGAUUCUUUUUUAAGGCUUUGCAGAGAAGCGUACCUUUUAACUGUGCGGCAAUAUCUGACUUUGAGGGGAGACCUGCCAAAAGUCGUUAGGCCCUGCCUCUUCCCCCCACCCCUACCCCACAACAUAUUUCCCCAAGAGAACACAAUGUAUCUUGAAACACACAGACUUUAUUUUCUGCCUUCAGAGUGAUUCAUGGUGUAAGUGGUUGUCCAACGGACAGAAUAUUUUGGUAUUUUGGGGAACAGUAUUAGAAACAGCUAUAGAUGUUUUUUUUUAAAUUUCCCUCUUACUCUUUGUAAUGUUGCUGUUUAUAGAUAUUUGGAUUUGUUUUAUGAGCAAAGACAUUAUGACUCUAAAACUAGUUUGCAGUAUUGGCACGGGUUGCGAAAAAACAAAGGGCAUCAGGGCAAGAGCCAGAGAGAGAGCUGUUCAUUAUAGGUUGUUCAAAGCAAACAUCUCUUUUUCCUCUUUUAAAUUUCAAUAUGGUCCGUAUUGCAAGUCCCCUUUAACUCUUAAGGAUGCAAUGGACAUCCACUGCAUAGCAUCUGUGAAGUUCUGUGCAGAUGGUGGUUCUGUUGGAAAGCAUUGGUGCAGUUUCCAACACACAGGAGAUUGUUAUUAUUAUUAAACUGGCGGCAUCUGUCUUGUGAAGAGAACAGUCCUCAGUAUCCAGAGCACAGAUACCAAUCUGUGCUCGUACAACAAUUGGCUUGCCUCCUAUCUCUUCUUUUAGUGGGAGAAAAAUAUAAUUGAGAAUACUUGCCAGAAUACUUUGCUUUCAGUGAGUGUUCCAAUACCAAAAGCACAACUCAGGCUGAAAAUCAAAAUUGGUGCAAAACUGUUGCCUCAGACUUUCAUGGAAUGUGAAUGGUUUUUUGUUUUGUUUUUGUUUGUUUGUUUGUUUUUGCUGCUUCUGAAGCUCCUCACUUGCUGAAAAACUGCCCUCCUUCCUCACUUCCUCUUUGAUAGGUUGAGCUGUAGCAGCAGAAGCGUUGCACUCCCUGUGUUCUGAAGUAAUGAACAAGCCACCGCUGACCACACAAAUCUACACUUUUUGUGUUCUCUGUCUGUGUGCGUAACAGGUUUUCAAUAAGCCAUCCAGCAAUGGCUAUAGAAGCUUUCCAUUUUUAUGCAAGUUCUCCACUCAUUUAGACUACGGUAAUAAACAAGUACGUUAAUGUUCCCUGUUUUUUGAUAUUUUUCAUGCACUUUGCCCCAGGUAGCAUACAAUUUAGUGCUUUCCAUUAAAAGAAGAAAAAAUGGCAUCAGUUCAUAAAACCACAAUGCUUGCCUUUGUAGCAUGAGCCAUUAGGAAUAUUCCAGCGUGUCGUUUGUUCUUUUAAACUCCUGUUCUAAAAGACUAAAUCUCCAUUUGUGAAAACAAUCCAUCCUUUUGUUUCGCCAUGGGAUUAGCAGCCAAAUGGAAUCCAACUGAGGCAUAUGCCUAAACAAUCCAAAAUGAAUUCUGAAAUUGCACCAUGGAGGCAGACGAGGGUGGGGAGGGGAAGAACCUUUGCUGGAAAAUUGGCUGCAGUUAUUUUAUGUAUUGCGUCACUUGAAAGCAUCUUCUCCAUUAAACAACCAAUGACAA
Messenger RNA from Lacerta agilis (Sand lizard), 2494 nucleotides. It is a transcript of the gene TAF12, whose product is annotated as TATA-box binding protein associated factor 12. NCBI's taxonomy places the organism in Eukaryota, Metazoa, Chordata, Lepidosauria, Squamata, Lacertidae. Gene Ontology annotation, molecular function: DNA binding; protein heterodimerization activity; TBP-class protein binding. The record is from RefSeq and is a predicted model, not a curated record. Bases 178 to 816 code for a protein of 212 amino acids. Gene Ontology annotation, biological process: DNA-templated transcription initiation; RNA polymerase II preinitiation complex assembly. The transcript is spliced from 7 exons. Gene Ontology annotation, cellular component: SAGA complex; SLIK (SAGA-like) complex; transcription factor TFIID complex.